GCACGACAUAAUCAGGGUGGGGAAGCAGUAUAAAUAUUACAUCAACACUUCCUGGUCGGCACAGCUUACUGAGACACGGAUGACUGGAGAGUUGAGCUGGAGUAAGACUUUUAGUAAGUAAAUAGUAAGACUUUGUUUUACAGUGCUUUAUGAAGACAUCUUUAUGAAGACAUCUUUGUUAGACUGAGGAGAGGGUCAAUGGCCUCUAACAAGGCUGUAUCACAUGCUGAAAACCUACGCAAAUUACAAGAAACAUAUGAUUUGUGUGUACGAUGUAGCAGGUGCUGUGAAGGAAAAACUGAUAUUUCAUAUAAUCUCGUGGCCCUCACCCAUCAGUGUCCCAGAAAUAUUCUAUUGGCUAGACAGAAGGGCAAUAAUAAAGAAUGGAGGGCAGUGGCCCAACGGCCACAAUUCCCACAGCCUUCAAGGUAUGAAGUUUGCUGGCACUUUACUGAGGGGAAGGGCUGUAAAGUACAUGGGCAAAGAUGUUCUUAUGCCAGAAGCACAGAAGAGGCAGCAGUGUGGAACUUCUUGAAGAAUGAAUGGCUUGAUUUCACUCAGCUCAUCAACAUGUUACCCAAUGGCUCUACAUUCCCAACCCAUCAGGAAAACCUGGCACCAUCUUUAGGAUGCCUUGGGGCAGUGCAGCAGAUCCUUUCUAGCUUCAAGGGAACAUUUGUAGAACUCUGCAAGAACUGCUUCCAUGAAAGUCCUCAAAAGAUCUCCUCAAGAGAGCAAGGGACAGUUUGCACUGGACAUAGCUGGAGUCCUAUUCUGGUUUUUCGUCAGAAUGGGGAACAGAAAAGGGUGAUCUAUGAUGAGAUCAGACCCCUGCCCAAACAUAAUAACCGGCAGUGGUAUUACUGUAAGUAUGUAAUAAAGGGAGAACCAUGCUGGCAUGGUGCUCAUCGCUGCUGGUUUGCCCAUAGUUGCAUAGAGAAGACUGUGUGGGAGUCAGAGAGCAAAGGAAUUCUAGAUCGUUCCCAUCUUCUCCACGCUUCCCAGAGACAGCAGUCACAGAGUUCUGGGGCAAGCUCACGUACAGUAUCGCAAGAGCGAGAGCGGCAGCAUUACUGUAAAGUCUGUAAGGCCAGUUUCCCAUCAAAUGAGGAAUUUCUGAAUCACUGUUUCACAGUGAAACACAGGAAACUGAUUUAUGAAGACACAUCCUCCACAUGGCAAUACCGUGAUCCACCCUGGACAACCAAAGUCUUUAAGCUGUGUGAAAGGAGGGCCACUUGUGAGUAUGGAGAUAACUGCAUGGAUGCACACAGUAUAGAGGAACUCAAGGAAUGGCAGGAUCGACGCAAAGCUGCACGGAAAAAAACACAUGCAGCAGAGAAGGAGGGUCUUCUGUCAUACCAAGACUCUUUACUAGAAGAGUACAGGCGUAGCAAGAACAAAGAUAAGAUUAUGGUGGCGACUCUCCCAGAGGUAUCUGUUAGCUGUGACUCUGAUCUUAUCAUCGCUGUAAGACAGGAACACAUACCCCAUAGAUGGAAAUUCACUGUGACAUCAAAGGUAGCUUUGGAUGUGGUUGCUUUAAUGAGGCAGGAUGUAGGGGCAACAUUUGUUCUUGGUGAGGAUAGCCGUGAAGAGCGUUCCUACUCCAGUGGCAUUUGGUUUCAAACCCAAGCCAUAUCAAACACUCAAAAAGUGUAUGAAGUUAUAGUGUCCUUCACAUCUGACCACAAAGGCUUCUAUGAACAGUGGCUCGUGUUUGACUUUGAUAUGAGGCCAGUUCUGCUGCAAAAACUCAAAGUCAUAGUAGGGGAGCAGCUGUCACAGAGAGUUCAAGACACUGAAAGCACUCAACAGACUAUUGAUUCAUUUAGUAGUACACUGGAAACACAGCACGCACAAUACACUGAGCAAAUCUGGCAAGAAGGAACUGUAGAAAUUGUCCCAUACUGUGAGAGGACGGAGGCAAAGCAAAAGCUGCUAAAUAGGUACCGGCACCCUGUGACACCCCUGAGCACAGAGACCACAGGACCUGGACCAAUCACCCACCAGAAUUACAAAGAGAAAAUGCACAGCUUUCUCUACCAAGAAGAAAUGGAACAAGACAAUCUGGUUAGGAGGCUGAACCUGCGAGGGAGUAUGUCUCUGAAAAGCCAAUUGUAUGAGCCCUGGUUUGGACUGAAAUUUCCCCUUGCAGGGGAGCUUUUUGGUAGCAUGUCUGUCUCCCACUCCCUCACUCCUGAUACACCGGAGGGCUACAUUGUGAAGAGAGAUGUUCAUUCAGCCCUUGUGGGCCUAACAAAAACUGAAGGUGGCGUUCAACGUGUUUAUGAGGCUAAAGUUCUUAAAGAUACUGUUGAUGAAGCACAAGUGCAUGUGCAGCUCUCUAACAGAUGCUGUACUGAACUGAAACUUGAGAGGAAUCAAACAGUUGAGAUGGAGAUUCAGUUCCAGUUGGACCGCAUAUGGUUCUGCGAAAUGCACAAGGCUGUUGACAUCUUGCCAGAUCUUAGGAGGGUCCUACCUGACCUGAGUGACAACAAUGUCCAAGUUCUCGUUAAUUCAAGUCCUGGAGAGCUGAAUGAAAAGCAGCAAGCUGCUAUGGAUUUUAUCCUACAAGCAUCUGAUCACAGAAGUAACAUGGCACCGCUGCUGAUAUAUGGGCCUUUUGGAACUGGGAAAACUUUCACUCUGGCAAAGAUUACCCUAGCUCUUGCAGAGAAACCACAAAACAAAAUCUUGAUCUGUACACAUACCAACAGCUCUGCUGAUCUUUAUGUCAAAGAUCAUUUCCACAAUAGUGUAACUCCUGAUCAUCCAAACAGACCUCUAAGAAUAAAGGCACAGGAAAUUUCCCUCAAAACUACUGAUCUUGUCACGCGACAGUACUGCCAUUUAUCCAAAUGUGGCGAAUAUUUUGAGUUCCCUGACAGAAAGACUCUGGAUGCAACAAGGAUCAUUAUAACAACUACAGCACUGGCACGAUUGUUCCAUAACAUGCAACUUCCAUCUGACUACUUCAGUCACAUCUUCAUUGACGAAGCCUCUCAGAUGUUAGAGUGUCAAGCGUUAAUGGCUCUUGGCUUGGCAGGAGACAAGACUCAAGUAGUUUUAGCUGGAGAUCAUAUGCAGAUGGGACCCAAGUUGUUCUCUGUGGGAGAAGACAAGCGCUCAGACUAUACCUUACUAAACCGUCUCUUCCACUACUAUCAGACAGAGAACACCAUCACUGCUAUGAAUAGCCGAAUUAUCUUCAAUGAAAACUAUCGCUCCACAAAGGAAAUUGUGGAAUUUGUGUCCACUCAUUUCUAUGUUGGAAAGAAGGAUGUUAUCAAAGCCAAAGGAAAUGUACCCCCUCAUCCAGACCAAAACACUCUACAGUUCUAUUACGUCCGAGGAGAAUGCCAUUUAGAUAAAACAUCCUUGACUUGGUUCAAUCCAGCACAAAUCCAAUGGCUUGUUGAUGCUGUCUUGGAAGUAAGGAGUCAAUGGCCAGAGAAGUGGCAACCAUGGGAUCCAGCAUCUGUCUGUGUGCUUUCACAGGGCAGUCAGGUGUAUGAAAUUAGGAAAAGACUGAAACAGGUAAACCUGCAUGCUGUCACAGUGGAGAACGCAGAAAAUGUGCAAGGAAAACAAUUCAGAGUAAUCAUAAUAACCACUGUGCACACCAAAGACAGCUUGAAGGUGACUGAACAUACCUGUCUGGAGUUCUUCAAUGACAUGCGUGUGCUGAACACAGCCAUAACCAGAGCUCAGUCCCAAGUUAUUGUAGUUGGAGACGCUGCUGCUCUUUGCUGCUCUCAAUUUGGGAAGUGCUGGAGACUUUGGAGGUCUUACAUCAAGCACUGCAUUUGUAAUGGAAGUUUUUAUCCUCAAGGUUUCACUUUGGACCAUUUGGAUCAUGAGCUUCUAGAGCUCUCAACCAUGAUCAAAACUGAGGAAGAUGACAGCAGUGAUGAUGAAUCAGUCACCUCAGACGUGCCAGACAUGUAUGACGAUCCCAUACUGAAAGAGCUCCUUGAUGAACACAGUGAUCUGCAGAUAAAAUUAACAGAGGAAGGCUUGUUUCCUGUAUUUCAGACUGACAAUCUUGACAACAAUCUGGUGAGGCACGUGAAGGAAAGAGAACCUUCCAGACUUCAACCACACAUGAUAUGGAAGGACAACUCUGACAUGUACAAAUGUGAGUUAGUUUUGGAGAGAUAUGACUCAGGCUACGCUAUGCCACUUGCUGAGCCCACCUUACAGAUAGAGAUCAAAGGCAGAAAGAACGUGGGGCAAUCACUCUCUGGAGAUGUGGUAAUAGUGGAGAUUCUGACCUCUGAGACAUUGCCACCAAAGGGAAAAGUGAUUGAAGUGCUUGAGCGUGCAGCUUUGUCCAAGGAGUUUGUCUGCACUAUUGACAAAAAUGAUGAUCAAGUGAUGACACCAAUCAACAUAUGCGUCCCUAAAUUAUUCACACCAUUUUGGAAAGACAAACCAAACCAUAUUGCCAUAAGAAAUCCAGAGAACUGGUCUGUAGAGAGGUUCAUCAAGAUUAACGAGGAAGCCCGCAGAAACUAUCUGUUUGUUGUCAAAUUCUUAAAGUGGCACAAGCGCUUCCAGUAUCCUUUAGGGAUUGUUGUAAAAGUACUUCCAAGAGUUUCUUCACUAGAGGAUGGACUGAAGGUUCUUGACAAAGAGUACCAACUAAAAAGAACUGUUUCUUCAGCUGUUCAAGAAGAAAUGAAGAAUUUCAAAAAAGUUCCUUUAUUUACAAAUGGCCGAGAAGAUUUUCGUGAGUUACUGACAUUCACCAUAGAUGGACCAACUUCACAAGACCUUGAUGAUGCCAUUAGUGUGAGAGAUUUAGGCCAGUGCUAUGAAAUAGGGAUUCACAUUGCUGAUGUUGCAAGCUUUGUGGCUAAAGAUAGUGAACUAGACAAAUAUGCAAAGCAGCAAGGAACUGCAUUCUACCUUUCAGAAGGAGAACCCACAUAUAUGUUCCCGAAAGACUUGAGCACCAAAGACUUCAGUUUACUCCCUAACUGUGAGCGACGCUGCAUUUCACUGAUGACUGAAGUUGACAAGCAGACAAACUGGAUACGAAGGAGGAUGUUUUUCAAAUCGGUGAUUUGCUCUAAAAAGAAGCUCACCUACUCUGAGGUUGAGGAAAUCUUGAGAACCUCAGGUAACAAUUAUGACUUCAACACACUGGAGGGAUGUCUUGCCAUAGCAUGCCACUUUGCUGAGGUUCAUAGGAAACACAGAAAGCAGGAUGACUGGUGCUACAAGUCACCUGACGAAGAUGCAGUUCUUGGAAGAAGACGGUCUCACAGGCUGGUGGAAGAGCUGAUGAUCAUGUUCAACCACACAGUCGCUGAUCGGCUUCUGUCGGACCAAAGCACCAAGAGCCUAGCUCCUCUUAGAUGCCAGGACAGUCCAAAUUUGACGGAGCUUCGUCAGCUUCUUGACAGAAAUGCCUCAUUGAUUCCAAUGUCUAUUCAUCUGUCAUCCCAACAUGAUCACACAGAACCUGAUCACUUUCAUCUGAUGCAUCAAAAUGAUUAUUCUGAACAGAAGGCACCAAUCUCUGAUUCUGGGUCCUUUCCUCUAUUGGUGUCAGUCUUAAGAAAUCUUAAGAUUGCUGCAAAUGACAAAGAUAUUUACAGAAUAGUUGAUCUUAUUACAACUGAUGACAUUCAUCCGCUCCUUCUUCCACUUAUGAUUAACUUGAGGAGGCUCCUUUACAAAUCAAAUGUAUUGCGUGCUAACUCAACACACCUCUCACGAAUUGGGCACCACGAUUUGGAGCUGGACAGCUACACCUGGGCAUCCUCCCCAAUCCGUCGCUACAUAGAUGUCAUUGUGCAACGACUUCUUCACUCCGUGCUUGACAACUCUAAAAUCGAGUACACUACUCUUGACGUUGAUCUGUGCUGUGUUGAAUUUACUCUGAAAAACAACAAUCAGUCUGCAUGCCAGAAGAAAUCACAUGCUUUAAGUCUUGCUUCAAAGCUGUCCAGUCAAAAUGCAAGAAAGGUUGCUUAUAUUGUUGAAGUCAUUCCCACUGGAAACAACUUCAAGAUAAGCUUUCCACUGAACAGAACCUCCCUUCCAGAGGUGGUUGGCAUUAUGUACAGAGAUCUUCAGUUAGCAGAUCAGCCAAUGUAUGAUGUAAAUGAUUGCAUGGUACUGAGUUGGGCAAGAAGAGUGUAUUCCUUUUCAAGUCCCAGCAUCCAUACUGAGCUUAAUCAACAAGAAGCCAAUUCUGUCAUAGCUGUGCCCACUGAGUCCUGGAAACACCUUCUGUCGGCUAUCAAAGAGGAAAAAUGCGACCUCAUUUUCCAGACUAUUGAGAAAAUGACCUCAACUGUGCACACAAGACAAAGGGUGAGAGAAAACACAAACAUUUCUGCAACAGCCUCAAGGAUGCAGAUGCUCAAUCAAGAGGAGCAUUACAUUAACAUAUCAUUAGAACUAAAGCAUGGCAAAACUAUCGAGGUACAGUUAGGCACAGAUACUGCUCGGGGACUUUUGGUACCAGCAGUUCAGCUGCUUAUUGUGAACCCAAAAUUUGAGAUUUGCUUGGAACAUACUAAAAAUCCUAUUGUGAGUUUUUCAAAAUACGCUCUCUGCUCCUCAAGACUAUCAUAUAAUACAUACAUGGAUUAUCAAAAAAUAUGGAAACCUCUGUGUGAAAUGGAGUCAGCCUGUAGUGCUGUGGCCGAAAACGAGAGCAUUAUCAUUGAAGAUGCAGAACUGAAAUGGAACAAUUCUGAAGAUUGUCUUAAGGGAUCCUUUCACCUGCCUCUUGAGAAGAAAGCUCAGUGGGCUAUUGAUGGCAACCUUAGAAAUUGUUUCUUAUGCAUUCGCUUGAGAAUCCAGCAGCACGACAUAAGUCCACUUCUGGAAGACUUGCUUACAGAUUCUCAAGAUUUGAAUCUCAUGGACGUUCCUGGUCUCAUUUGGAUAGCCCAUGGAGUAGUGACCAAAGUCUCAGGGGAGGAAGAGUCAAGAGAGCUCACAUAUAUGGAGAUCGAUUUCCAUAUCAAUCACAUGCCUAUGACAAACAUUCCAGAUCAAGUCUUCCAUGAGAGUGCAAGAUUCACAAUGGAGCUGAUACCAAAGCUUCUGCCAGAUGUACGCAAAGAGAACGCUGUUGAAAAUCUUACAACAGCUAACCAGCUUGUGAAGGCCAUUGCUACUGGUAAAAAGACACAAGACAGAAGAACUAAAAUCAAUCAAUCCAGAUUUGAGAUUGAGAACCAUCAUUCUUUUGGAUUUCCCAAACUAAACAACAGUCAAUCCAAAGCCAUAAAGGAAGCACUGAGCAACGAGUUCACUCUUAUUCAAGGACCACCAGGGACUGGAAAAACAGUGGUUGGCGUCCACAUUGUAUAUUGGUUCUUCCAAGAAAACCAAAAACAUCUUCAAAGAGUUAAGAAUGAAGACCUAAAGAAGACGUGCAUUUUGUACUGUGGUCCAUCAAACAAAUCUGUUGAUGUGGUAGCAGGUCAACUCCUGAAUCUUCAAGGAAAAUUGAAACCACUGAGGGUCUACAGUGAUCAGAUGGAGAUUCUGGAGUUUCCAUACCCAGGCAGCACCCUGAAGCUUUCACGUCAUUCUAAAAGAGUUGAGAAACCCAACAAAGAAUUCAGGUCCAUUACAUUACAUCAUAGGAUUCGUGGGGCUCAUAACCCAUACUCAGCUCAAAUACAGGCAUUUGAUUUGAAAUUCCAAAGAGAGCAGUACCUCACUGAUGAAGAAAUGAGAAGCUACAAGGAUUGCCUGAAGAAGGCUCGUAAACAUGAGCUGCUGCAGCAUGAUGUCAUCCUCUGCACUUGCACAGCUGCCUCACAUCCAAUCUUGGCUGAUGUUCUCAACUUUCAGCAGAUCAUCAUUGAUGAGUGUGCCAUGGCAACAGAGCCGGAAGCCUUCAUUCCCUUGGUCACACACAAACCCAAACAGAUUGUUCUACUAGGUGAUCAUAAGCAGUUGCAACCUGUGGUCAAUUGUGAGUUGCUGCAGAGAUUGGGAAUGAGGCGAUCUCUGUUUGAACGUUACAUGAGGAAAGCACUAAUGCUUGAUACUCAGUACAGAAUGCAAGAAGACAUUUGUGCAUUUCCUUCUCAAGAGUUUUAUGAAGGAAAACUGAAGACUGGAAUACGUUACAGACAAAGUGUUUUCAUGAACCGGUUUAAUUAUGCAACAUCCAUCAUCUUUGGUCAUGUAGAAGGCAAGGAGCUGAGUCUAGUGGUUGCAACUGACCGAGGGAAUGAAAACUCAAAGGCAAACAUUGAAGAGGCAGAGGAGGCGGUCCGAACUGCCAGGGAUCUAAUUAAUGCUGGAAUAAGCGCAAAUGAAAUUGCUAUCUUGACACCAUACAAUGCUCAGGUGGCAAAAAUCAAGGACAUCUGGGAAAAAUACAACACCAAAUGCAUCACAGUGAACACGAUCAUGAAGAGUCAAGGAAGUGAAUGGCGGUAUGUCAUCUUGUCGACUGUACGCUCUUGCCCUGCGUCAGACAUUGAAACAGAACCCACCAAAGCCUGGCUCAUAAAGAGACUGGGAUUUGUCAUGGACCCCCACCAAGUCAAUGUGGGCAUCACCAGAGCCCAAGAGGGACUGUGCAUUAUUGGUAAUAGGGACUUGCUUCGGUGCAACUACCUGUGGAGAAAACUUCUGAACCAUUAUGAAGAAAAAAGCUGUGUGGUGGAUCCAGCACGGAACAUCCAGAUCGCACGUGCAUGAGCUACAGUUGGACUGGGUGAAUUACAGACUCUUGAGUGUCACUGAGCUGCUUACAAGCUUCAGUGAGCUGGCUUAUGUGAGCAAUGUUGUGGCUCGAGGAACUACUGAACUUUGCUCAGGCAGUUUUGUUUGCUCAUGGAAAGCAAUUGUUGUACUCAUGAAAGAAAAACGAACAUGUAAACAACCCUGAAGCUUUCUUGCUGUUACUGCUGCUGUUUUAGUCAGUAAAAGUGAUAAUCACACAUUUUGUAUAUCGUCAUAUUGUAAAUAUUGUAACAAAAUUAUUGAAAUUCUUGAUAAACAGAUUUAUUCUUUGUUACAUUUAAUUUCUAUGGCACUGAAAAUACUAAUUACUGCUUACAAACAUGGUCAUGAAAAUAUCACAUUGUAAAAUAAAAUAAGAUGCAGAACAUUUGUGCUAUGAGUAAAUAAUGGUAUCAAAAGCUGAGGUGUUUAAGGGGACCAUAUCAGUGAAAGUUUAAAGUACUAUAAAAACAUUGCUUAUGUUUUAAAACAUUCACUUUACAGUCCAAGCUGCAAAUGUCUGUUUUGAGUUAACUCUAUUUGAGUUAAACUCUUUGUACAACUCAUUAUAAAUUUAAAUAUUUCAUCACCACUUUAAAAUAAAUAACUUUUAAGCACUAAAUGACUAAAUACUAGAUACUAUUAUCUCCUUUUUUAUUGUGGGACCUCAGAAUACACCAGUUUGGUAGAAUGGACCAUAUAUCAGAACUGCUGGAUAAUAGCUGUAUUAAUAAUAAAGAAAACUCCUAUCAGCUUGCCAUGGAUGCAGUUUGCGAGAUUUAAUUAAACAGCACCAUCUAUUGGGCCACAAAUGUUAAGGGGCAAAAUGAAUUACAGUAUUCUACUCAAUAUAUGCCAGACUAUCAAAUGAUCCUACCUAUAUUACAUAUAUCUCUUAAGGUUUUCAGUUGCACCUUUUUUUCAACAGUGGAGUAAAGAGUUUUUUUUUUGUCUACAACUUUCACUGGCACUUUUCACUCUGGCUCUCUUAAGUCCCAAACAAAUAACAGAUAUAAUCUAAAAUGUAAAUGAAACCAAAGCUUAGGGUGUCCUAAGUGGUAAAAGUGGUAAAUUUUGUAGAUAUUUCACUGGUGUGAUGACAUAUUGAGUGGAUGUUGUGCAUUUUGUUACAACCAGCCUCCUAACGGUAGAUGUAAAAGUUACCUUUUUUAUUUAUUUGGUGUUAUUUUUUAGAAACUCACUAAUAUAUUUUUUUCACAUUGCAAAUGCUAUGAAAUUUGCUGGAAAAUUAAUAAUAUCAUUUCUUUUCAAACUGUACAGCCUCACAAAAAAUGUACAAACCUGUCAACAGGUGGGUUACCAUCAAUUAAUAGUUUCAGUUACACUGUUAGAAAUAAAGGUACCAUACUAUGCA
Pygocentrus nattereri (red-bellied piranha) is the source of this 10093-nucleotide messenger RNA. It is a transcript of the gene helz2a, whose product is annotated as helicase with zinc finger 2a. Gene Ontology annotation, molecular function: RNA nuclease activity; 5'-3' DNA helicase activity; RNA binding. NCBI's taxonomy places the organism in Eukaryota, Metazoa, Chordata, Actinopteri, Characiformes, Serrasalmidae. The record is from RefSeq and is a predicted model, not a curated record.